GCAAACCGAGACAUCCUCUCCAUUGUCUUCUCUCUGUGUGUGCUUCCCCAUCGUCUCUGUCACUUCCCCCCUCCAUUGAAGGAGGAGGAAGCUCGAAGAAAGAAGAAGACUCUUAACACCAAGCUACUCCCCCCUACCCCCCCACUCUCCCUCGCCCUUCCCCACCCAUCUAAGCAGUCCGAUCACUUGAUCCUUCCCCCAACCUAUUAUGGCGCAGGAACCCCUAUCCGAAACCCUAGAUUCCAGCGAUCGAUCCCGCGGCCCUUCCCCUGACAGUUCCUCUUCCUCCGAUCCAUCUCUCUCCCGGAACUCGUCCUUCAGCCGCCUCAACGCUAAGGCCCCGGAGUUCGUCCCCUCCCCUCGGCCGCAGCCGCCGCCGCCAUCGCCGCCGCCGCAGCAGGCCCGGCCUGAUCUGGCCCAGGCGCCGCGGAUGGGCGCCGUCCCCCCUCCGCCUCCUCCCGGGAUGGUCCAUGUCUAUGUCCCCGUUCAGCACCCCGUGGUGAAUCAGCACCAGUUCCAUCCCCACCACUCUCCUGUUCAGUACCACAACCCUCACCACCACCAGCACCACCAGAAUCAUAGUAAUCAGCAGCAGCACCAUCACCACCACCAUCAGAGACAGCACCAUCAAAAUCAAGCUCAGGCCGAGCACGAUCAUGGUGCCCCGUCUAAGAACGGACUGUCUGAUGAAGCUAUUCAGAAGAUUCUGAAUCAGGUGGAAUAUUAUUUCAGUGAUUUAAACUUGGCUACCACUGAUCACCUAAUGAGGUUCAUCAAUAAAGAUCCUGAAGGCUACGUGCCAAUUUCUAUUGUUGCCUCUUUCAAGAAGAUCAAGGCUCUUAUAAGUAGCAAUUCCCAGCUGGCUUCUGUCCUCCGUAACUCAUCAAAGCUUGUAGUUAGUGAAGAUGGAAAAAAGGUUCGGCGGUUGCAUCUCUUGAGUGAAUCUGAUAUGGAAGAGCUACAAUCACGUGUUGUCGUAGCUGAGAAUUUACCUGAAGAUCACUGCCACCAAAACCUGAUGAAAAUUUUCUCUGCUGUUGGGAGUGUGAAAGCUAUCCGGACCUGUCAGCCCCAGGCAUCGAAUGCUGGAGCUUCAGCGUCCAGGUCUGGUAAGGGCGAUGGAAUGCUUUACAGUAACAAGUUGCAUGCUUUUGUGGAAUAUGAUUCUGUCGAACUGGCUGAGAAAGCAGUUGAGGACCUAAAUGACGAGGAUAAUUGGAGAAGUGGCCUCAGGGUACGAUUAAUGCUUAGGCGUGGGUCAAAACCUGCUCAAGCACGAGGUAGGAAGGGCCACGAAGGAGAAGAACAUGCUGAGGAAGAUGAUGGUCCUGCAUCUGAGCAACAGCCGAGUGAGAAACAAUUGGAUGAUUCCAUCGAGCAACCUGAUGGUCACUUGCCUGGGCAAACAGGAGAGGAGAAUGCCAAUGAGAAGGAAGGUGGGCAGAGAAAAGGACGGGGAAGGGGUCGAGGGAGAGGCCGUGGCCGAGGUCAAUACCAUUAUCACAACAAUCGUGGAGGAAAUUCUAAUUAUAAUAAUUCAGCAAGUAAUCUGGGCACAAGUGAGGCGACUACUUUAGCAAAGCAGCAGCCACCAGGACCGAGAAUGCCCGAUGGUACAAGAGGUUUUGUGAUGGGCCGGGGGAAGCCAGUUGCUGUUAAUACCGUGUGACAGAGACUAGAAUAUCAUCACCGUAAUCAUCGAUCCUCCUAAUUAAAGGUGUCUUCAAGCUGUGGGGAAGUAUUAAGCUUUCUUUUUUUUUUUUUUUAAAUCUCGGUGGGGAAGAACAGCACAUGCAUUUUUCGUUCUUGGAAAGGUCUGGAUCUUCUUUUAAUGGAUCGCAUGAUACGGCAGAUUACUAUUUUCUUUUUAUUUAAUUUGCUAAUUUUUUCCUUUUAAGGUUUUGUCAUGUAGAAAGGAAAGCUUAAAGGGGAAAAGUAAAAAAGAAAAGAGAGAGAUUUACGAACUGUGUGUGAAACUCCUACAUAUAUAUAUAUAUAUAUAUAUAUAUAUAUAUUUACGAGUGAAGAACUGACGUUGUGAAGUAAUACCUGUCUAUCCAUUAUUCAA
This is a messenger RNA of Punica granatum (pomegranate), 2068 nucleotides long. NCBI's taxonomy places the organism in Eukaryota, Viridiplantae, Streptophyta, Magnoliopsida, Myrtales, Lythraceae. The record is from RefSeq and is a predicted model, not a curated record.